Brachypodium distachyon (stiff brome) is the source of this 704-nucleotide messenger RNA. RefSeq names its product 40S ribosomal protein S25-2. Gene Ontology annotation, cellular component: cytosolic small ribosomal subunit. The record is from RefSeq and is a predicted model, not a curated record. Lineage: Eukaryota; Viridiplantae; Streptophyta; Magnoliopsida; Poales; Poaceae. Gene Ontology annotation, molecular function: structural constituent of ribosome. The transcript is spliced from 4 exons. Bases 97 to 423 code for a protein of 108 amino acids.
ACUCGGCUCCAGAAAACCCUAGCGCCGCCGCAGUCACAGCCCCGCCUUCCUCCUUCGCGCCGCCGCCGCCGUCUCCGGACCACCGCCGCCUCCGAGAUGGCCCCGAAGAAGGAGAAGGCCCCGCCGCCGUCGUCGAAGCCGGCCAAGUCUGGCGGUGGCAAGCAGAAGAAGAAGAAGUGGAGCAAAGGCAAGCAAAAGGAGAAGGUGAACAACGCGGUGCUCUUCGACCAGCCCACCUACGACAAGCUGCUCUCCGAGGUGCCCAAGUACAAGCAGAUCACCCCCUCCGUCCUCUCCGAGAGGCUUCGGAUCAAUGGUUCCCUUGCUCGUAGGGCGAUCAAGGAUCUGAUGGAGCGGGGCCUCAUCCGCAUGGUCUCUGUUCACUCAAGCCAGCAAAUCUACACCAGGGCAACCAACACCUAAGUGUGUGCUAUUCCUGAUGCCCCGUCUGCGCUCCAAUACUUGAGAACAGCUAUCUUUACCGUGUCCGCUAAUGUUUUUGUUUUGAACAAGGCACUUUAGCAUUUCGGAGAUUUUGGGUAUUAGUUGAACACAGUGAAUGCUGCCAUGUCUUUUAUGAGUUACCUGUGUACCAGCAGCUCAUUUUGGUUGGUGGAUUCAUGGCAUGUUUGAGAGAUCAAAGUUUUCGCAUGAUGAAAUGAUAUGUUAAUUUUCUGAUACACGUGAAAUCAAUCUGUGCUGCA